Monopterus albus (swamp eel) is the source of this 806-nucleotide messenger RNA. Its product is annotated as pancreatic progenitor cell differentiation and proliferation factor B-like. Gene Ontology annotation, biological process: multicellular organism development; cell differentiation. Bases 178 to 537 code for a protein of 119 amino acids. Lineage: Eukaryota; Metazoa; Chordata; Actinopteri; Synbranchiformes; Synbranchidae. The transcript is spliced from 5 exons. The record is from RefSeq and is a predicted model, not a curated record.
GUGGUGAGCGCCCUGAACGGUGUCAGUAGCAGAUCAGAGAGCUCUGUGUAGAGGAUUUAUCCACAGAUGUGCCAUUGGAACAGCUAAUAUCUACACUACUUAAAGCCGUCCGCACCUUACAACCACAGUAUCCUUAUCCUAAAGCUGUUAGCGGUUUUCCAUCUAAGGUCGGAGAAAAUGGCAGCAAUUCCAGCAAGUGGCUCUCUCAUCGCCACCCAUGAUUACUACAGAAGGCGGCUUGGGUCAGCCUCCAGCAACAGCUCUUGUGGCAGUGCUGAGCACAUUGGAGAGGUCAUCCCACACCAUCCAGGACUUCCAAGGCAAGAUUCUGGCCACUGGUGGACUUCAUUUUUCUUUGCAAAACAGAACCAGCCUGGCAUGCAGAACGGAUCUGAAAAUCAAAAGAACAGAACCUACACAGUGGCCAACGAACAGGUGACCUGCAUCGCCAGGGAAAUGGCUUUGAACAAAGAACUCAGUGAAGGCAUUGAAAGUAGGAAGUCUGAAUUGUUGACCCCUCCACCAGCUUCCUCCUAGCCUCCCCUGCCAGCACCCCACCUUCCCUCAGCCUCAGCUUGCCAUCACAUAGUCCAGACCUGGAGAUGACAUCGGUGAUGAUGAGGCUGUUUUUUUACCUUUAGUAAAUAGCGUGUGCUUUUUCUAUUUGCAUAUGUAUAGUAUGUUUUUAUUAUGACCAAAUGUAAAAAAAAAAAAAUGUGUAAGAAGUUCUUCAUUUUACUGUUCUUGUGACUUGACACUGUUAAUAAUAAUAAAUACUUGGGGUCAGUACUCCCACUGUGUUUAAC